Messenger RNA from Trematosphaeria pertusa, 1578 nucleotides. RefSeq names its product cytochrome P450. Gene Ontology annotation, molecular function: heme binding; iron ion binding; oxidoreductase activity, acting on paired donors, with incorporation or reduction of molecular oxygen. The transcript has 7 exons. The coding region runs from base 1 to 1578 and encodes 525 amino acids. Lineage: Eukaryota; Fungi; Ascomycota; Dothideomycetes; Pleosporales; Trematosphaeriaceae. The record is from RefSeq and is a predicted model, not a curated record.
AUGCUUUACACCAAGCCACUCAGUGCUGCCAUUCUUGGGUGUGUAUUACACGUUUUGGUCUUCGUCCGCGGCGAAUACCAUACGCACACUCCUAAGAUGCUCAGAGGCUAUGUGGUAUUUAUCUUCGCCGUAUUUCUCAUUGAGCGCGAAUACUCUACUUCUACUUCUUACGCAUGGAAUGCCAUAUUAUCCACGGCUUCCCAUCUGCUUGGUCUCUUUGGGAGCAUAACAAUGUACCGAAUAUGCUUCCACCCUUUGAGAGCCUUUCCCGGACCUCGCUCCUUGAAGGUCUCCAAGCUCUUCCACGUAUCAAGGGUCUUGAAUGGCCAGAACCACGUCUUUCUCGAGAAAAUACGCAGAGAGUAUGGGAGCUUCGUGCGCACUGGACCAUCGGAGGUCACGGUAUACGAUCCAGCAAUUUUUCAUGCCAUAAGUGGUCCGGGAACGACAUGUAUCAAGUCAGCUUGGUAUGAUAUGCUCCACCCCUUAGUCGCUAUCAAUUCUAUCCGCGAAAAGGAUGGCUAUGCUUCGCGCCGAAGAAUGUGGGAUCAGUCAUUCAAAGUGAUAGCCCUGAAACGAGAUGGACCGACUAUCCUGACAUAUGCGAAUAAGCUACUCAAGCAUAUCGAGACCACCCUUGGAGAGCCCAUUAUCAUCAACGAAUGGCUUUCGCGGUUCAGCUACGCAGUUAUGAGCGACUUAGCCUUUGCAAGACCAUACGGAAGCUUGGAUGAUGAGCAGUUGGAUCGGAAUGUGGCAAUGAUCCACAGAGGCACGGAGGUGCUGGGUGUCGUAUCUCCGGCACCGUGGCUCGCUCAGCUCCUCUUCAGUAUUCCUGGAGUAACGUACCGUUGGAACCGCAUGCUGAAGUGGGCGAGUGACAACAUGAAAGAGCGUAUUCAUAUUUCCUCCUGGCUGAUAGAGGCCGCGCAGAGCAAUGAUGGACUCGUGGACACUAACGGUCUAUAUGGGGAUGCGCUCGCCGUAGCCAUCGCGGGAAGUCACUCAACGGCGGCGACCCUGACCUUCCUGCUCUACGAGCUAUCGCGAAAUGCGGGCACUCAACACAAACUGCGUUUGGAACUUUCAAAGAUUGCGCAGCCUCUUGAUGUAGACGCAUUGACCGACCUCCCAAACCUCAAUGCUUGCAUUGAUGAAACGCUCCGUCUCUAUCCAAUACUCCUCACCGCAGGCGCGAGGCAAACAAAAGAGACGGGCAUCACAAUUUCUGGGCGAUACAUUCCACCAUGGACAACGAUCAUCGCGCCUAGAUACUCCAUCGGUAGAUUGGAAGCUUGCUUCGAGCGAGCCAGUGAGUUUAUACCGGAACGAUGGACUGAGAAGCCUGAGAUGGUGAAGAAUAGCCGUGCUCAUAAUCCUUUCAGUAUCGGCCGCCAUACGUGCCCUGGCCGAUACUUGGGCUUGACGGAAGUUCGAAUUGUAGUAGCUUUGUUACUCUCGAGAUUCGAAGUCACUCUUGCGCCCGCCAAGCGAAACGAGACGGAAGUCGUUGAUGGCAUGAAAGAUAACUUUACAGUUCAUCCGGGACAGCUGAAGCUUAUUUUUCGGCCUCUUUGA